AUGGGAAUUAUUGAUAAAUUGCUGGGCAAUAGCGGCUCCGACGAAAAAGGAAGCUCCGUGUCUGAUGAGUUUGAAUUCUCCCGUGUUGCUACACACAAUCGAAACAACAAUAACCCCAAACCUGCUGGGGAUGUUUUUCCCUACCGUCCUGCUCCUGCUGCUUCCGCUGCUUUUGUGAAUCAGCACCGAAGAGCCCAUUCCGAUUUGAAGCCCAUGCCAAGCGUCGUAGCGCGACCCUCAGUGGUGCUGGGCGACAAGUCUGCAACGCUAGCCGCGCCGACGCCGAGGCCGACAAAGAUAUCCAUUCCAAAACUCGAUCUUUCACGAACAAAUGAAGCGUUGCUCGAUCACGCGACUCCUACUCCCGGCUUUGAAGAAGCCCCUUUUGAUUUUUACCGCCGAAGUGAUUUAGAACUUUCUUCGACUAAAGGUGCAUCCUUACCAACUGGUGCUCAUCCCCCAACCUCUCCUCCAGAUCUAGAACGAAUGUUAUACAACCAAAAUGCAUUUGCUCCUUAUUCUCCGAGCGUCGCUGGAGACUCGUCGUUGAUGGAUUGGGAAAAGCUCAAAAAGAGCCUGAAGUCUGACCAGGAAAUGAUUACAAAACGAAUAUCAAGAAGCUUCUCACAAUCAAUGGAUGGUGAUGGAUCUGGGAUUGAAAGCGACCACUUCUGGUACAAACCAAAUUUUCAAAGAAUCCAUGCAGAAGAAGCUUUAAAAGGCACUCCUGCUGGCUCAUUUCUUGUUCGAAAGUCUUCCGAGCAGGGGAGCUACGCGCUGUCUGUUCAAACUAAAGAAUUGGGACUCACUCAUUUGCUCAUAAAACCUUCAAUGGGCCUUUGGAAGCUCCAGGGAGAUACCACCGCUGUCAAAGAAUUCUCCAGUGUUCCAGCUCUUAUCGAUUUUUACAAAGAUCAGCCAAUGCCAGUGAAAGGAAUCUCGCCCUUUCGGCUACGUUAA
This is a messenger RNA of Oikopleura dioica, 960 nucleotides long. The record is from the annotation of a GenBank genome assembly. Lineage: Eukaryota; Metazoa; Chordata; Appendicularia; Copelata; Oikopleuridae.